AUGGCGGGUCGGGAUUGUUUACGUUUGAGUGAAAUAGAUCGUUUUAUUGAUGAUGAUAGUUAUUUGUUGAGUGAAAUUGAUAGUGAAACGAAUGAAGAUGUCAAUGAACGAAUGUUUGAAAGUGAGAAUGAAAGUGAGAACGAUAGUGAGACGGAAUCUGACGAAAACGAAGAGGCUGUUGACGAACCUGACGAUCUACCGGUGGAUUUGGUUCUUGAAACCAUUGAAAAUGUUGUUCGUGGAGAUGGCAAUAUACCAAUGGACUCUAUUGAGGAAAUUAUUGAAAAGGUGGUAAGUGGAGAAAUUGGUUUUUUAGAGGAGCCUAUGGCGUGGGAAGAUGCUCCCAAUGAGCCAAAAAAUAUUGUAUUUUACGGUGACAAAGUAGGAGUAAAUAUUGCACAAUCGCAGCUCCUAGAUUCCGAAUUAGAUGUUUUUUCUGAGUAUCUAGGCGAUGAUUUCUUUGAGCGGAUUGCCAUAGAGACAAAUAAUUAUGCUGCAAAAUGUUUUGCAGAUCCAAACCGGAAAAAACUAAAAGAUGAUUCUAAUUGGUUUGACUGUGAGACUGAUGAAAUAAAGGCAUUUUUUUCCUUAUUUAUUCUAAUGAGUGUGGUAAAAAAGCCAACUUUGCAGUCUUAUUGGAGCAAAAGGAAAGUAAUUGAAACUCAGAUAUUUUCUGAAAUAAUGCCGUUUCGAAGAUUUCAAAUGAUCAUGCGUUUUAUUCAUUUUUCAAAUGAAGCAACUAGUCGGCCUACUGAUAAACUGAAAAAAAUCAGACCUGUAAUUGACUACAUGUCAAACAAGUUUUUACAAAACUACACCCCGGACAGAGAUAUCUCUGUAGACGAGAGUUUGAUGAAAUUCAGAGGCAGACUCUCUUACAUACAAUUCAACAGAAGUAAGAGGGCUAGGUUUGGUAUAAAAAUUUACAAACUAUGUGAGUCAUCAACAGGCUAUUGCUCUGCCUUUGAAAUUUAUACGGGCAAAAAGAGUCUUCCCAAGGGUCAACUAGUUAGUGAACAGAUAGUUUUGCAACUCACAGAGCCGUUUUUAGAUAAAGGCUACAUAAUGCAUAUCGAUAAUUGGUAUUCAUCACCAAGAUUGUUUGUGAACCUGCUUGAACGGAACACAUACGCAAUUGGUACCGUGAGACCCAAUAGAAAGAAUAUGCCAGGUGAUAUGAAGGAGCCCUUGGAAAAAGGAGAAGCACAGCGUAGAAGUGCGGAAGGUCUCCUUGUGGUUAGGUGGAUGGACCGGAAGGCUGUGAACACGAUUAGCUCCAAACAUUCUGACAUCGACUUUACGUCAACAGGGAAAAUGUCAAGGCCUACAAGGGACAAACCUGCUACUACAAUCAUGAAACCUAAGCAGAUUAUUGAAUACAAUCAGGGCAUGCUUGCAGUUGACCGCCAGGACCAAGUAUUGUCUUACAACCCAGUGAUGAGAAGGUAUGUGAAGGGUUAUGUGAAGAUUUUUUUCUACCUUUUUGAGGUUUCUAUGUUCAACUCUUUUGUAGUUUACAAAAAGCUAUCUGGCAAAAGUAAGCAGCACUUCUCUGAGUACAAAACAAAUCUGGCUGAACAAAUCACUCAAUCAAUCCGGCUACGACCGAGGACAUCACCUGGAAGACCAUCGACAAGUAACCCAAUGCGACUCCAGGGACGACUUCAUUUCCCAAUGACCAUACCAGCUACACCUUCCAAACCGAUGCCAACUAAAAGGUGCCUUGUAUGUUCCUCAAAAGGGCUCAGAAGAGAAGUGAGGAUCCAGUGCAGCAAGUGUGUGGUGCCGCUUCACAUCGACGGCUGCUUUGAGGCAUACCACACCUUAGUGAACUACUAA
Macrosteles quadrilineatus (aster leafhopper) is the source of this 1839-nucleotide messenger RNA. Its product is annotated as piggyBac transposable element-derived protein 4-like. The record is from RefSeq and is a predicted model, not a curated record. Bases 1 to 1839 code for a protein of 612 amino acids. NCBI's taxonomy places the organism in Eukaryota, Metazoa, Arthropoda, Insecta, Hemiptera, Cicadellidae. The transcript has a single exon.